This is a messenger RNA of Myxocyprinus asiaticus (Chinese sucker), 4644 nucleotides long. Its product is annotated as protein SCAF11-like. The coding region runs from base 218 to 3973 and encodes 1251 amino acids. Gene Ontology annotation, biological process: spliceosomal complex assembly. NCBI's taxonomy places the organism in Eukaryota, Metazoa, Chordata, Actinopteri, Cypriniformes, Catostomidae. The transcript is spliced from 15 exons. Gene Ontology annotation, molecular function: RNA binding. The record is from RefSeq and is a predicted model, not a curated record.
UUGUGGUGAAGAGGCGGAACUGCAGCCGCUGACCCACAUGUGGCCGGACGGUGUUAAAUGUACCGCAAUAUCGAGCGCAAGUGCUCAUGAAAGUGCACGAAAAGUGCGUGUUUUUGCGCUAAGAAGCGUCCUGCGUUUUGUUAUAUGAUCUGAGCCGUGCGGAGGAAAGUGUGAGGAGUGAAUUAGGGCUCAGAGCAGCUGUGACCCGGAGCCAAAGAUGCAAGAGGGGCAAGGACAGGGUGGGCAGAAUGUGGAGGAGAGUUUGGAGGAUGAAGAGGCCCAGCGAUGCCCGAUCUGUCUGAACCGACCCAGACGGGCGGAAAGAGCUGUACCUGACUGCUGCAGACAUGUCUACUGCUCGACCUGCAUCCUCCGUUGGGCGCAGAUGGUUCAGUCCUGCCCGGUGGACCGAAGACCCUUCAGUGUGAUCUACCUGCAGGGCUCAUCACAGCAGUUGAUUAAGCUUCCUGUGAAAAUGGCCAGACUGUCAGACCCACACGAGUCCUGCACUCUGGAUGCUCAGAGAAUGUGUCGUAUCUCUGUGGUGGGAGAGGCAGAGGAAAUAGAUAGAAGGCAAGAGAAAGGCGAUAAUGCCAAACAGAAAUGCCACAGAAAAUGUGACUCAGAUGCGUCUGUGCAUAAACACAGAAAGGUGAGAGGAGACUCGUGCCACUCUCUUCUACUCACUCAGAAUUUUCACUCAUCACUGCCCAGCCAGCAGGGGGCGGCAGUAGGCACUCUCACUCAGAUCAUAACAGAAUCUGCUGAGGUUUGUGAAGAUGUUGUCCAGUGGAGGAGAAUAGAGAGAAAGCGGCAGUGGCUACCUGCCUCUUUACCUUUCCUCUCUACUGGGGUGCCCAGGUUGUCCUUGUGUUCACACCUACUCAUGUCAGCUGUCUCCACGUCUUUGAAUCUGCUGCUCGCUGAACACUCAAUUCCUCAUGGUAUAGUUUGUGCCGUCACCUGUCCCAAAGGUGAGGAGAGAAAGGGAACCAGGGGCUCUGGAUCAAAGAGUUCUGCAAAGCCGGCAGAAGCUGUUGCAACCCGACGCUCCUCUCGGCACAGUCGCGUUGAGACGGAGGAUUCCACAGCUACACAGUCGCAACCGACAGACACGGACGUCUCCUCUUCCAUUGACCCCUCAACUACACCACAAACUGUAAAUGAUACUCCUGCUUCUACAAGCAAAGGCAAACAGGGGAACAAUCGGAGGUCUGGAGCAAAGACAAAAGGUCGUGCAAAGAAGGCGAAGGUGAAGAAACAUAACGACGAGGAACAAGAAGAGGAGGCUGAGAAUCACAAAGAAGAUGGAGUCACGAAAGAAGCAGAAUCCGAGGAAUCAAGAACUGACCUGGAAGCAAAAGCAGCUCAGAGCUCCGAUCAGGUCGAUGGUGACAAAGAACCAUUGAAUACGGAGCAGGAAAUGGAAAUGGAGAAUCAGACAAGUCCUGCUGAUGGUGAACGUAUGUCCCCUGAUUCUGAUAACCAGGAAGAAGAAUUUGUUUCUGCUGAUGCUGAGAACCAGGAAGAAGAAUGUGCUUCCCCUAAUGCUAGUAAACAGUUAGAGGAAACAACGAUAGUGGAGGAAAUGCUUACCAAGAGUACUGUUGAUGAAGAUGAAGACAAUCAGAUACUUUCACCAGGAGAAAACAAGCAAGAAGUGGAGGAUUGUGACGAAGACCAAGCGGAAUCAAUUAAUGUUUCUCCAGUAAUGAAGGAAGACUGUCUGCCUCAAUCCUGUGCUGAGGUGCAGGUGUCCCAGUCUGUUUCUCCAAAUGUGGAAUCAUCUCUCCAUGUGGAACCAACAACUCUUCUUACAGAAGCUGCAAACAAGAUCACCAACCUGGAACCAGAGCCUGAUACCACAGCAGAUAAUUCUGAUGAAGGUCCCAGGCAAGAGUCUAGCAGCCUUCCGUCUGAGUCUAGCAGCCUUACACAUGUCUAUGUGGACCAGAGCACCUGCUCAUCAGAUCAAAAGCUUGAAUUGGCUUCAACAGAGAACACUGCCUCAGAGUCUCUUGACACAUUGAGUCCUCAGGACAACCCUGAUCUCAUCCCCAUGGACUGUGAUUCACCUGCAUCAGAGAGGGAAGGCAAUGCUGUCAAAUUUGAGAAGGAUACCAUUGGUAAUGUGCCUGAAAUCCCCAAUGAGACGCCCAUUCAAGACCCCACGCACAAGCCUGAAUCCAGUGAGGAGCAGAAAGGCUCAGACAAGAAGGAUGGACGAUCACGCAGGUCUCGUUUUCACUCGCCUACGACCACCUGGUCUCCAAGCAGAGAGUCUAAAAGUGAAGGAUCACGCAAGUCAAGGUCUCAUUCACGGGACCGCAAUCGCAAGAACCGAUCCACAUCAAGGAGCCGAGAUCAGCAAGAGGACGAGAGAGACGGUAGACGGAACUGCAGUCGAGAGCGCAGCCAUAGUCGAGAACGUAGCCGUAGUAGGGAGCGAAGUCGCAGGCGACGCAGUCGUUCCAGGUCCAGGAACAGAAACAGGCCCAGCCGCAUUAGCCCAUCCCAGGAACGUUCUGAUCACGGUGGCCGCACUGAUCACGGUGGCCGCACUGAUCAAUGUGGCCACUCUCCUCGCAAGAGGGACUCAUGGGGUGGGGACGGAUGGCAGAGCAGAGGUGGUGGGAGAGGUUUCCGUGAUUCCAACUGGAGAAACAACUUCGAGAAGCCCGGUCAUUUCUCAACAAGAGAGCCCAUAUCUUCAGACAACGGCAACUUCUAUGAGGCAUCACCAGACAGGGGCAGAAAUGAGAACCCGGACUGGGUAAGGGAGAGGGAGAAGCUCUGGGCGGACACUGAUACCAGAGGGCGGGAGCCACGAAGAGAAGAAAAUAUGAGCGAUCCACCUGGCGAGUUGUGGCCUCGAGGUGGCUGGAACGUUGAGAAGGGGCAGCGCCCUGCCGGACGCGGCAGGGGUGCACACUGGGCUUCCAGCCAGCAGGGGGAGACGACCGAUAAUUGGAGGCAACGUCCUACUUUCUCAGGGACAACGAAUAACAUGAAUUCUUACAGUCGCUUCAAUGAAAACAGAGCUGGAGGGAAGAGAAAAGAACCAGAGGGCGCUGAUACUCCACUUGAUCGCUCUGGGUGGUCUUCAGCGUCAAGUUGGGCCGUGCGCCGAACGCUCCCUGCUGAUGUGCAGAACUACUACUCGCGCAGGGACAGAGGAGCCGACAACAAUGCCUGGAACAAACAAGAUGAGGAUCAAGGUGCAGUAGGUCUCUCAAAACAACCAGAUCCCCCCCAGAAUGAGCCAAAUGCCCCCCUGCCAACUGAGGCUGUGCCAGCCCUGCCCGCCCUGAUGCCACACCAACUUGGUGUGAUGGGGGUCCUUCGUUACCCAAUGGCGCCUCUGGUGCCCAGACCUCCAGUGGGUCUGCAGCCUCCCCAGUUCAGCAUGCCUCCUCCAGUACCAGUUCAGCUGCACCCCACUGGACCUCUUCUCCAGUUCCCACCAAUAGCCGUGCAGGGACUGCCUCCACCCCCACCACCCCCUCCACCCAUGCAACAGGGCGGCUUCACUGUGGUACCCACUGAAACCCACCCAACUCAGCAGGUGAUGCCCAGUUUUCCUGUCCCAAGCAAAGCCUCUUUCAAACCCAUGCCAACCAAAGUAGGUGCAGGACCGCCUCCCCCUGCUGCUACAUCCAGUGUGGCCCAACCAUCCUCUACCACCACCACCCAAACUGCCUCUCACAGUAAGGCUCACGCCGACAGCUCAAAGAAAGAGAAGAAAUUGCAGUUUCAAGAACGAGCCAUUAAUGAAGUGAAAGCAGCUAUAAAGCCAUAUUAUCAAAAGAAUGAAAUCAACAAGGAGGAAUAUAAAGAGAUUGUACGCAAAGCUGUGGAAAAAGUGUGCCACAGCAAGAGUGGAGAGGUAAAUGCCGAUAAGGUGGCCAACCUAGUGAAAGCAUAUAUCGACAAAUACAAACGUGUUCGCAAAAACAAACCGGAGAAGAGCUGAGGGUUGCUUUUCUGCUUGACUGCACAAGUGCAAUUCCUCCACCAUUGGCUGCUGCAGGUGUCACUGACUGGAGCCAUUCUUAACAUAUUUACAUACGAGAAUGAAGAUUUUUCUAGAGAUUACAUAUUUUGUUUAAUUUGGAUUUGAUAUAGUGCAAAUGCCCUUUAUUGGAUUGUGUCUCAUGAUUGUGUGCGAGUGUGAAAGUCUUAAGUGCUGUAAAUGUGGGGGGUUAAAAGUCUAUAAUGGUGUUGCUUUAAUUGCAUUUUGCUUCUAAGUUUAAAGUAGCAAAGAAAAUGAUUAAUCAAAGCAAAUUAUUCAAGUGGUACGACUGGACCUGCCCUGUCUCUCUCUGUUUUUCUCUCUCAGUAGUCGUAUGGACCUAAACAUAAAAAAGUUUGUAAUUUUCCCUUUAGAAAUGUCAAAACAAUAUGGCGUAUACGUGCAUUAGCAUUAUUAUUUCCUGUUAAUUAUUCCCUGCAAUUUGCAGAGUGGAUGUGUUCGAGUGUCUGAUGAAAUCAUGAUUUUACGUGGGAAAAAAAACACGGGUAGUUUGUCGCUGAGCUGAUGAUUUUUGUCAUAUUCAGAUUUAAGUCCUGUACUUCUGUUUAUGCAGUUCAAUCACUGUGUAUGUUUACCCUCCCAAAAGCAAUUAAAUAAACCAGCUCUCUGUA